Molecule: messenger RNA, 1659 nt
Organism: Gongylonema pulchrum
Lineage: Eukaryota; Metazoa; Nematoda; Chromadorea; Rhabditida; Gongylonematidae
Source: the annotation of a GenBank genome assembly
AUGCGACAAAUGUCUGCGUUUAGCUUUGAGUCACUACUUGGUGAGAAGCUCUCUCUGGAGGAUGGCGCCGCUGCUGGGAGUAAUGCAAAAGGGGAAACACCGUCUAAAGUUCGUAACUUGCCAUGGAAAGGUUUGUAUUUGCCAGAAUCGGUGAAUAAAUCGCUUGUGGAGCUAAUUGAACAGCUUAUCGAUAACUAUGUGAAUAGCUGGUACAAGUCGAAGAUAAGUGAUGAUGAUGCAUUCGUCAAUGAAGUCAGGUACCAGAUACGAUUUGCGAUUGCGAUGUUCUAUCAGCGGAUCCAGAAGAUCGACUUAUCGUCGUUGGUUCUUUCCCAGGCAGUACCUUUGGCGGCAAUUCAUUGGGAAAGAGUAUCGCGCCUUUACGAUUCUGUUGACAAAAAAGUUUAUCCGCCUCAGAUGGUGGAAACAAAAAUUUUGGAAGGCAUGCAAGAUGUUCAUUUUGCCUUGGGCUCACGGCAGAACGAGAUCGAUUAUCUGCGGCAACUGGCCGACCUUGCUGUUGCACAGUUGGUUGAUGAAAGUCGUAUAGCGGGUCGUGCAACUGACGACGAUUCCCCGUUUCAUCAGGCCCCUGCUGCUGCCGCCAUCGCUAAUCAUUCGCGUCCUUGGCCAAGUCACAUAUGCCGGCAUUUGCUUCGCGAACUUCUUGUUUUUUGCAUUUUCCUCCCUCUCCUGGAUCUUAUCGCUGAUCCGGACACUAUCAAUCGCAUAUUGAUUGUUUUAUUUGACUCGGAUGUUCUCAGUUAUCCGCAGAAGUCCCAGGAAAGCAAACAAGUGGAAAUACUGCACGAGCUAACAGAUUACACGUUGAGUGAUACGGCCGAUUCGUUGCUGCAACUGAAACUCAACGAUUUGCUUCGUGAUGCGCGUCAGCUGCAAAUAUUCAGUAUGUAUUUGAGGGACAUUCGUGCGCCUGUAAAUGAGCUACAUUUUUUACUCCAUGCUGGUGAUGCGCAUCGAAGAAUGCUGAAUAUACAACAGCAUGAUGAUGCCUCACUGAGUGAAUUACACUUUGACAUCUGGCAGAUAUUUAGCAAGCACAUUCACGAAGGCGCACCGGAGAAGAUCGAUCUUCCGAAAGAAGUUGUUACUGAAUUCACCAGUGCUGUUGAAGGACACGAUUUUGAGCUCCUCGAUCGCUGCAUCGAAAAGGCUUUUCAAAUUGUGUACAGACGAAUGCAGUACGAUUAUGUGGUACCAUUUUGUCAGUCGGAGUGCUUCUUGGGUCAUCUCUGUGGUUCACCUCCUGUAUCCGUUGACGAAUUAAUUGCAUCUAAUGGACGCCCACAUUCCAAUCGCAUUCUUUUGCCAGCUGUUGAAUCCAACUUCUCAAUAACUCAGUUCCGGAAUCGAUUUUGGCGGAUGGUAAUGCCAGCAAGCAUGGAUGGUUCGGUUGAUUCGUCCUCGUUUGAUCAUUUGAGUGAUGCUGCCUCGCAAGGCUCAGCAAAUGGGCUUGUCGAUGUCGCAGACGAUAUCACCCAGGGUUUGGCUUCGCAAUCACCAAACGACGAGGGGCAACAGCUGGCUAAGCCAACUUUUAACAUUGUUGUGAAUGAUACUGAAGAAAAAAGUGAAGAACCCGUGGAUGUUGCUUCGAAUUUGGUAUGCGCUAUGGCAUUUGCUGAUUCCCCUCAUUAA